Molecule: messenger RNA, 2013 nt
Organism: Clonostachys byssicola
Lineage: Eukaryota; Fungi; Ascomycota; Sordariomycetes; Hypocreales; Bionectriaceae
Source: the annotation of a GenBank genome assembly
AUGACUUCCUACUACUGUCAAAUAUGCAGCAUGGACAUGUCCAUAGCGCGCAUACGCACCCAGCACGAGCCGCCAUCAGCGGCGUGGAACUUCCGCGGCCUCGAUUACGUUGGGUUCUCCGCCUUUCGCACCUACGAGGGGGAGAUUUUCCUAGAUCAGCAAUGCCAGGAAUGCACAACGGCAGAUCGUACUCCGGCCGAUCUCGAGAUCGCGCUGAAUGGUGGUAGUCGCUGGCCGGAUGAGAUGGACGAGGAUGAUGCUGAGUGGCUGCCGAGCGACCACCAGGAUAUCAGCGACGAGCCUCUCGAAUUCGAGUCAGACGCUGAGGAGUCCGACGGCGGUUCGCCAAGUACUACAAGCGAUAGCAGGUGCAGCGAAGAGGGCGACGACGGCGAUGCGAACGAUCGAUAUCCUGUCCAAGAAAUAUUUGUUCCACCUUUCCCGAAACGCCUUCCGUAUGGCACAUGGCGCAGCCCACGCAUGUACACCCGGGCCGAAUGGGGAGACUACAUGCCAAACCAUUUUCAGAGGCUGGAUUAUAGUACCUUUAGAGCGCCGCCUGAACACAUUGCUGCUCCAUCAUGUCGAAGCGUCCAAGGAGUCAAUGGCAAUGUGUUGAGUCAUGCCGAAAUGAAGGGCUGCCGCAACCACAGGUUCUUGUUAGCUAAACCUUUAGCAGCGAAACUUGAGGCCAGCGAUCAGAUUUUCGAGAAAGACAGCAUAUUCAUUCUCACAGGUGAGGCGAACGGGUCAAAGGCAGGCAUGGCUCGACCCGUCUACCCGCGGCGGCAUGGCUUGCACAUCCUGGAACUGAAUACUGACUCUGCGAAUUCCGGGUGUAAUUAUUCCGACAUUUGGAGACCGCUCCCUGUCCAUUCGUACUGCCUCGAUGUGUUCGCCAAGGCAUCUCACCGCCGCCUGGGACGAGUCGACUUGGACGCGAUCUGGCAAUGGCGGGAGAUGCAAUCCGAUCCGGAGUCUUACGGGCUCAGUGCGGAUGACGUAUCGCCACACAGCGAGGUGGCACGAGGCCGGCGGCACUGGGGAGACCCGUGGUCUCACCACGCAGGAAGUGAAUGGCUGGCUGCGAAUCCGGUCGAGGUUCCAGGGCUGAAUGAUCUCCUGGAAAGUUGCCUUGGCAUCAGCGUGCCGAGCGACACAUCUCUACCUCCUCAAGCCCGUCUCCUGGCACUCCCAACCGAGAUCAUCCAUCAGAUUUUUUCCUUUCUUCCCGCCUCCGACCUCACUGCUGUGGCUUGGACCUGUCAUACUCUGCGCUCUCAAACGCAGCCGCUCUUCAAAGUCUAUGUAAUAACGGACAUGGAUUGGCUCUGGGAGCUCAUCGAGGGAGCGCAGUAUCCAGCUUCGCCCAACUGGCCAGCGACAUGGGAUCCGUGUUUUCCACCCGGCCUGUCGAUUCCAGAACUCCCGCUUGGUCUUGAGCCUGAGGAAGCUGAAAAAGAGCUUUGGGCGCAGAUAAUAGCCGAUGAUCCCGAGAUGGAGGCCGUCGGGAGGACUGUAAAUGCCCUCAAUGAUCUAUGUCGUGAGGCGAUUUAUGGACCAUAUCGCGCUUCAAAGGAGGCAUUGCUUCGUGGGUGGGAAGAAUUCCGCGAUAAUGUCGAAUCUUGGAUCCGCCAUCUGCCUGCUUCUAACACCCGAAGAGCAGAAGAAAUCGAUUGGGCGCGUGCGUGGCAAUUGUUCCAUCCUACGGCGACUUCACUGGCGGGAGUGCGAAACCGGGCACGAAUCUGGCGUGAUUGCAACCGCAUCCUCGACUACAACGACCGCCUUCGCGAGCAAGAUGAAAUGGGGGUCAAGCACCAGAUGAUGCGCACGAUUAUUUCCAGUCGCGAGAGUGAAGAGUGGUGGGAACAGCACAAUGAACAACUUUGCUACGAGGGCUUGUGCCCUCAGACCGAUUCUUACAGUGGUGAAACGUUUCACACUGGGGAUCCGGAGUGUCGUCGCGAAUUUGAGCCUGGGGAAAAACCGCUCGGUAGAUCCUCAUACUAA